Messenger RNA from Letharia columbiana, 615 nucleotides. RefSeq lists its product as uncharacterized. NCBI's taxonomy places the organism in Eukaryota, Fungi, Ascomycota, Lecanoromycetes, Lecanorales, Parmeliaceae. Bases 1 to 615 code for a protein of 204 amino acids. The transcript has a single exon. The record is from RefSeq and is a predicted model, not a curated record.
AUGAACGCGAGGAUGAGAAACCCAAAACUUGUUCCUUUCCACCUCACUCUCGUCAUCUAUCUCUGUUCCUUGCCUUCGCUCGUCUCCGCUAUCUACUCAUACCCUCAUCCCUCCAUCUACCCCCCAAUCCUCUCACAAUCCAACAUCAACCUCAACACCACCCUUCUCCAACCCAACCAAACCACCCCCCACCCGAACCCUUUACCAACCGUCCCCGACCUCGACUGUUUCAACACCACCAGCCACCUCGCCUACCCUCUCGACCCUGAAGACUGCCUAAAAGCCAUCGAUCUCAUCCUCCACGACCCCCGCGGCGUCAUGACGCCCCACACCUACUCCUGGCACGCGCGCGAACCCGGCAGCUUCUGGAUCCCCGCCGACUGGCACGACCUUCGGUGUCAGAUCCUGCUGACGACGGGGGUACCGGACGCGGUGGACGAGUUCCGAUUGGUGGAGGUGAUAGUGGCGGCGCAGAGGAUCUUGGACGACUGCGUGCCGAUGUCGAAGACGAGUCUGGGGGGACUGUCGCUGGUGGGGAAUAUGAAGGGGUUGUUUGUUGCGGUCAAUGGACCGGCGCCUGGGGGGGCGAGCAGUGGGAUGGGGAGGAUGUUGUGA